UAAAAAGAUCUCCAGUUGCUGUUUUUUUUUAAAAUCUCAUUCAGUAAAAUGGCAACUUUUUCACAAUCCACCAUUGACAAGGGAUCUGACAUGGUCCAAGACUUCUUGUGCUCGACCUGUGAAGACAAGAAAUUGGAUUCAAUGGCUGAUUUCUACUGUGAAUCGUGCGUUAAGUUUUACUGUGAAAAUUGUAUAAAUAUGCACCGCAAGUUGUUUACAAAACAUGCCCCCUUUGGAAGGGGAGAUAUGAAUAAAUGGCCAGUGACCAAGAAGGUUGAAGAAUUUCUUCUGAAGUGUGAUGUUCAUAAAGGAGAACACCUUAACAAGUUUUGUUCUGAACACAGUGAGCUGAUCUGCGCAAAUUGCGCAUUCCUUAAUCACAGACACUGCCAAAAGGUAACUCUUAUAUCCGACAUUGUAAAAAGUCAGUGUACAGACCUUCAACAUCUGGCAGUUUCUAUCCAAACUAUUCUGAAAGAAAUUAAGAAACUUCAAGACAACAAGGAGGCUAGCAUUCAGUAUGUGGAAAGUUCAUAUGAUAAGCAGUUACGCAAAAUACAGGAAACUCGCAGAGACAUAAAUGCAACCUUAGACAUGAUUGAACAGAAGACAUUGACGGAAAUGAAAGAUACUCUUACCAAAUUACAAGUCUCUUCAAAAAGCGAUGUUGACAAAUGCAUCAGGCUUAGGGAUGAAUUAAAACAACUUCAAGAUGCCAUACAGGACAUCAGUGAUAAAAGCAAGCUGGAACUAUCCUUUAUAGCGACCCAAAAAUGCAAGGACAAAAUAGAACAGUCCACCACUUUUCUGAAGAAGAACCCACUUCAGAUCAAAGGCUCAAAAACAUUUCAGCUUAACAGUAAAAUUAAACAGUACUUGUCCAAACUGUCAGGUCUUGGGAGGAUUAAACACAGUACCCAGCCAUCGAUGGCACAAGAGAAUCCAAACAAGGAACCUAUGGUUGAGCUGGUUCCCAACUCAGAAAACACCGUAACGAAGGAACCGGUAUCAGCUUGUGCCCAGCUUCGAAAUGUUGUGAUUGUUAAAGCAGGCGAGAAAAAUAGACCAGCCUCUGAGCAGACUUCAAGGUAUUUUUUUAGGACUGUGGACUUUGCACCUGAGUUUGCUAACCAGCUAGUUGCCGAAGCCGUGAAUGCUGCCGGUCAGGCUUUCAUUACUGCAAAAUCAGUCUUCAAAACAUGGCAGGACAAACAGGAGGCCAAUACACAAGAGAUGGCAAUGAAAUCCGACGAAAAUUCAAAGCAACCACCGAAGGGCUGGAAACCUGCUGGUACCCAAUAUGUCGCUCCAGAUGAAAGCGGUUACAUCCCUCAAAAGUCUGAUUGGACCCCGCGUAAGCGGGAUUUUAAGCCGCCGAAAUCAGACUGCAAACCUGCUAAACCCGAAUACAAACCGCCGAAGUUGGAAUGCAAGCCUCCAGAAGAAAACCAGGCUGCGGCCCCCAAGAACCAAUGGACUUCCCCGACCGCAGACAGACCGAUGGCUCGGCUGAUGGAGAUGGGGUUCUUCGACACGGCUCUGAAUCAGCGUCUGCUUGUAAAGUUCGACAACAACAUUCAGAAAGUUGUGCAGGAGCUUCUGACCUUGAAGAACAAGGAUUGGUCGCAGUAGUCGGUAGGGAAAUACUUGAAAUGUGAUACUGGUGUGAUUUGAAUAUUUUAUAGAACAUUGUCUGUUGUUGACUAUUAUUGAUAUUGUUGCAUGUUUUGAUUGAUUUGGUAAUUAAUUGUACGUCUAUAU
Dreissena polymorpha is the source of this 1761-nucleotide messenger RNA. RefSeq names its product tripartite motif containing 13-like. The record is from RefSeq and is a predicted model, not a curated record. The coding region runs from base 49 to 1632 and encodes 527 amino acids. Gene Ontology annotation, biological process: positive regulation of DNA-templated transcription. The transcript is spliced from 5 exons. Gene Ontology annotation, molecular function: ubiquitin-protein transferase activity; protein binding; zinc ion binding. Gene Ontology annotation, cellular component: nucleoplasm; chromatin. NCBI's taxonomy places the organism in Eukaryota, Metazoa, Mollusca, Bivalvia, Myida, Dreissenidae.